AAGACCUAACGCUUUUUUUUUCCGGAUCAGCGACCAACCGACCCAGCGUCUUCCUCAGCGAUUCUCCGGAUCCAGCGACGAGCGGGCAGCGACCACCGACCAGCGAGCGAGUCUGCGGCUACACUCUUCAGCGCAUCACCUCAAUCCUUAGCAUCGUCAUCUACUCUUUUCUUUGAUUUUAGUCCUACGUAAAUUCCAAGCGCAGGUAAACACGGAAGCCGAGACACUCUAGUUACCUUCAGCAUCAUCCUUCAACAUGCAGACUGUACCAGUGAAUCCCAAACCCUUCAUAAACAAUUUGACUGGGAAGGCAGUUAUUGCGAAACUAAAGUGGGGAAUGGAGUACAAAGGGUUUCUUAUUGCUGUAGAUUCAUACAUGAACUUACAGCUGGGAAAUGCAGAAGAGUAUAUUGAUGGUGUUUUCACUGGAAAUCUCGGAGAGAUCCUGAUCAGAUGUAAUAAUGUCCUCUAUCUCCGUGGGGUGCCGGAGGACGAAGAAGUUGAAGAUGCAGCAGAUGAACGCGAAUAGGGAGGGAGGCAAUAACCACCACCAGUUCACUUGCUUGACUGAGUAUUAAUCUGGAUUUGAGAUUUGGGAAUGUGGAUUUUACCAUUAGUCACUCAAAACACAUUUUGCAGAAUAUGAAUUGUCAUUAGACCAUGUGUUUGUACUUUGUACCAUGUGUUUUAAUCUUUCAACUAACCUUUAUCAGCCAUCCAAUCCGAAAACUUUAUUCAUACACACCUCUCCAGUUCCAGAUUAAUUUUGCCUUUUUAUAUUUCUAAAAAUAAUUUAUGUUUUUUUUCCUUUUUUUGUUGAAAAAAAAUUGUUGUUCAAGUU
Messenger RNA from Cuscuta campestris, 841 nucleotides. The record is from the annotation of a GenBank genome assembly. Lineage: Eukaryota; Viridiplantae; Streptophyta; Magnoliopsida; Solanales; Convolvulaceae.